Messenger RNA from Volvox carteri f. nagariensis, 1104 nucleotides. RefSeq lists its product as uncharacterized. Gene Ontology annotation, molecular function: amino acid binding; ornithine carbamoyltransferase activity. Gene Ontology annotation, biological process: L-citrulline biosynthetic process. The transcript is spliced from 3 exons. The record is from RefSeq and is a predicted model, not a curated record. Gene Ontology annotation, cellular component: intracellular membrane-bounded organelle. The coding region runs from base 1 to 1104 and encodes 367 amino acids. NCBI's taxonomy places the organism in Eukaryota, Viridiplantae, Chlorophyta, Chlorophyceae, Chlamydomonadales, Volvocaceae.
AUGCAAGCCUCUCUGCACCGCAGCGAGACAGCGUCCAGCGCGAGCACGUCGUCGCGUGUGCCACGGUCAUCUAUUGCUCGGCCCAGUCCAUGCCGACGCCAGCGUGCUCUGCACGUGGUCGCUGCGCAGUCGACGCAGCCCUACUGGUAUAGUGCUAAGACAAUUGCGCCACCCAAGAGAGGCAAGCAUUUCCUUCAUCUCGAUGAUUUUACGAGAGAGGAGCUGCUUGACAUGUUGGAGAAGGCAAAGCUCUGCAAGGCGAAAUUCUAUACACGUGACGAGUCGUUCAAGCCUUUUGCUGGACAAACAAUGGCUAUGAUAUUCACUAAGCCUUCGGCACGUACGCGUGUAUCAUUUGAGACGGGCUUCUUCCGACUGGGAGGACAUGCGCUGUACUUGGACCCCAACACCAUUCAGCUUGGGAAACGCGAACCCACAAAGGACAUCGCGCGCGUGCUCAGCGGCUACAACGAUGUCAUCAUGGCCCGUCUUUUUGCCCAUUCCGAUCUGCUGGAGUUGGCACAGUACUCGUCGGUACCGGUGAUUAACGGCCUCACGGAUUACAACCACCCCUGCCAAAUUAUGGCCGACGCGCUCACACUCCUGGAGCGCAAAGGUCGCAUUGAGGGCACAAAAGUGGUUUAUGUGGGUGACGGUAACAAUAUCGUCCACUCUUGGUUGCGCCUGGCCAUGCGCCUGUCGUUCGAAUUCGUGUGCGUAUGUCCGCCGGGAUACGAACCCUGCCCAAGUACAGUGGAGGGAGCUAAGGCAGCAGGCAUCUCCAGCAUCAGCGUCACCAGCGACAUUAAUGCAGUCAAGGGUGCGGACGUCAUCUACACGGACGUGUGGGCCUCGAUGGGCCAAAAGGAGACGAUAGACACACGGAAGGUUGACUUCGCGCCAUACCAGGUGAACGAAUCGCUAAUGGCGCUGGCGGGUCGCCAGGCGCUGUUCAUGCACUGCCUGCCGGCAGAGCGCGGGCUGGAGACCACCGACGGCGUCAUGGAGUCCCCCGUGUCGGUGGUGUUUCAGGAGGCGGAGAACCGCAUGCACGCACAGAACGGCAUUCUGUUGCACUGUCUGGAGGCCACCAAGAGGAUGUGA